Messenger RNA from Meloidogyne enterolobii, 359 nucleotides. NCBI's taxonomy places the organism in Eukaryota, Metazoa, Nematoda, Chromadorea, Rhabditida, Meloidogynidae. The record is from the annotation of a GenBank genome assembly.
CCGAGACAACCCAUUACUGCAUUUCGGAUUUGUUACCAACCAAUGUUUGUCAAAUAUCUUUCCUAAUUUCUAAUCUUAUUUAGAUUUACUUCCGAUUGAAUCCAUAUACAUCACAAGUUUACCCACUAGAUACCAAUAAACCCGAUCUAAUAGAGAAAAUGCGUAGAGAUGCAAAGCUAUAUAUUCGACGAAACAGGGAAAAAAUUGAUGCAGCAGUCGCCCAGUUGGAAACAAAACCUUCAUUUAACCAACGCAUAUACGUUUCAAGAUUUCGGCAGAUAGAGAGAAAAAUUUCAUGGAAUAACUUAAAAAAUUGGAUAAAAAAUAAACUUCCAAAUUCAUUGUUUAAAAUGGUAUAA